Molecule: messenger RNA, 2230 nt
Organism: Suillus paluster
Lineage: Eukaryota; Fungi; Basidiomycota; Agaricomycetes; Boletales; Suillaceae
Exons: 4
Coding region: 289-1893 (534 amino acids)
Source: RefSeq, a predicted model, not a curated record
ACCGCUCGCUUUGGCUUUGUCCACAGUCCUGUCGAGAGCGCCACAACCAUAAUCGGAAGUCAAAGCAGCUUGAACAACUUGAGUAGGUAUUCACGCCGCAUGUGCGGGUUGCCCUGUUGAGGGAGGGAUGCGCUACAAAAAGGCGCCCCAGAUCUCCUUGGAGAUUCUCUCCCUUCAACGCACUCUACGACACGCCCAACUCACUAUACCCCAUAUUUCAGAAAGCCCAUAUGGGCUUGUUCCCCUGACGCAGACGCCCUUGCGCCACCGAUCUUCGACACCGGAAAUAUGAUGAUCGCGGCCCCACAUUCGCUCGGUACCACUGGCAUGAUGGACCCCUUGGCCCAUUCACGUUCGACACGUUUCCACUUCGUUGGUCACGCCUACCUCGUGCAAGAAACUGCGGCACUCCCACACGACGUAACAGCGUGCUCAACCCAGACGGAGCUACAAAAGCUUGGACUAUUCACUUUUGCUGCUGACAGUUCCUUGAAAGUUGCUCACGGCAACUUUGUGAGCGCUUCCUGUGGAAGCGCGGCCUCAUACUCGCUCGGUCACUGUCUGUCUGACAUGACCAACAAGUCACAGCCAUCACGCGCGAAGCCUCACACACGCGGCUUUGCCAAGGAUGUCGCACUGAGGAACUCAGUGCCCAUGGUCCCGCCCGGUCUCGGUCAUGUCAUUCCUCCUUCGGUGGCUCGUCCUGGUUAUGUUUCCCAGACUGCUUCCUCUGGCGUUUCCGAAGGGAGAAGUGGGACACAGGGUCUUUUCUCCCAGUGCGGUUCGGAUGGUGUCGCCACGGUCGUCACCGCUUCCUCCGCCGUUUCUGAACGUUCAGGUAGCGGCGCUAUCCCUUGGGUUGUAGCGCCCCAGACCCCCGAUCGUAAUGGCAUCGCAACUGCGUUUUCUAGCCUGUCCGCGCAUUUCAUGUAUUCGCUGGCUAUCAAAGCUCGCGCAGACGAAGUGUUCCCCGACCCGCAAUUCGAUGGUCGAAACUACGUGACCUCCAUUGUCGGCACUCGUAUUCGAUUCAUUCUCGAAUCCGUCAGCAACCCUCAAGUCGUUGUCAUUCAUGCGUUAUGGUACAUCUCCAAGAUUACCACUAAGGACAUGGGUCAUGGGAGCGAUUUCCUAGGAGUGUCAAUCUUCAACCAUCUCUACUGUUGUGGCGUGGCAACUUUGGAUGAGCUUCUCUUCUCCGCGUUCGUCAUCGUUGCAAGACUGGCGGACAAAUGGGUCAACGACUGUUGCCUCGCCAGUAAGACAUGGGAAAAGACAACCGCAAUUCCUUCCUCCACCCUCACCAAUGUUGAGAAGACUGCCCUGAUGUCUCUCGACUAUGUUGUGAACAUCCCAAGGUCUGCAUUACAUGGCUGGAUACUUGGGCUUCGUGCCCCGUCUAGCGGUCUCGCUGGUGAUAAUAGCGCCAUCAUACUUCGCAUUCUCGAUGACGUACUCGCUAUCAAUGAGGCUACAGAGGUUAACACGACCUUCAUGCGAUACCGCGGUCGCAAGAAAAAGACUGCAGCAACUCCCCACCAGGAACUUCCUGUGAUUCAUGUACCCACUCCUGUCAAACCUUUGACCUGUCUUCCGGACCCCAGUGACUGGUGUCCCCAGGCCGACCCCGUCGUCAACAAGAACUCUCGUAUGAGUGACUGGUGUCCUGAGGCAGAUCCCAUCGUCAAAAGGAACCCUCGCACGAUGGGUAUUGCCCCGGGCAGUCACAAUUUUGUACAUGAAUUGAGGCAGCCCACGACGGCGCUGGAUUUACUGGAAUUAAUUACCCAAGGCACCUGGGGUGCUGCAGUUGGCGGUCCUUUGAGCACCAUCGGUGCGCAUUUCGCCCAUACUGUAGGUCGUUAUGGCCCUUGCCAGACCAUUCUUGGAUAAAACGUCACAACUGCUUUGUCGAAUGCGUCUCCUCUCUAUGCUUCCCCUCGCUUUCCCAUCGCCCUCAGUGUGCUUUGUCUUCUCUGUCGUGUAUGGCUUACCGUGGUGGAUGUUAAUGAAAUCGUUGGCACCACAUAUUGGCAUGCGCACCCUUCUGCCGCUUCUGUCAAGCCCAACGUCAGCGUGUCGGCUUCGGCCAAUGUGAGGCCUAUCCUGGAUGGUAGAUAGUGCUUCUUACUUUUUUUGCGUCUACUAUACGUCUCUCGCGCACCUUGACUUUCCACACAUUGCUACAAUCUCGCUACAAUCGAUGAUUUGUUCACAUUUGCUGUGUCUA